Messenger RNA from Penicillium macrosclerotiorum, 876 nucleotides. RefSeq names its product haloacid dehalogenase superfamily protein. The transcript is spliced from 3 exons. NCBI's taxonomy places the organism in Eukaryota, Fungi, Ascomycota, Eurotiomycetes, Eurotiales, Aspergillaceae. Gene Ontology annotation, molecular function: phosphatase activity. The record is from RefSeq and is a predicted model, not a curated record. Bases 1 to 876 code for a protein of 291 amino acids.
AUGGUGAAUGAAAAGGAACGUCCCCGUAUUCGGGCAUGUCUGUUUGACAUGGAUGGCUUGCUCAUCGACUCUGAAGACAAGUACACCCAGAUCACAAAUGAGGUGCUUCAAAUGUAUGGCAAGCCCACUCUUCCCUGGUCCAUUAAGGCACAGCUCCAAGGCCGCCCGCAGCCUGAGGCUAGCAAAAUCUUCCAUGACUGGGCUCAGCUGCCUAUCACACCUGAAGAAACCGCGGUUAAACAGGCUUCCCUCCAGGCCAAGUACUUCCCGCAGUGCCAGGCACUUCCCGGGGUCCCUAAUCUCUUGGCAUCUCUUGUGUCGACACAGUCUACCGACCAGCCAGUUCAUAUCGCAUUGGCAACCUCCUCGCACAGUAAGAAUUUCAAGCUGAAGACCCAACACAUGCGGGAUCUGUUUGCCGCAUUUCCUGAGGUUCACCGGGUUCUCGGUGAUGAUCCCCGUAUUGGCAAGGGUCGUGGCAAACCGCUGCCGGAUAUUUACUUGCUGGCUCUGGAAACCAUUAACGCGGACUUGCGCAGCAAGGGCCAAACAGAGGUCAAGCCGGAAGAGUGCCUUGUAUUUGAGGAUGCAGUUCCUGGCGUCGAGGCCGGGCGUCGUGCAGGCAUGCAAGUUGUCUGGUGCCCUCAUCCUGGUCUCCUAGAGACCUAUAAGGGCCGCGAGGAUGAAGUUCUCGCUGGUCGGACGGGCGAGCACAAGGAAGAGGAGAAGUCUGCUCCUGAAAAGGAGGCCGAAGAGCUACAAGCUUGGCGUAUCAAUGGGGCCGGAAAGCCUGGCGACAUUGGAGAUGGAUUCGGUCAGAUUCUCAAGACACUAGAAAACUUCCCUUAUGAGCGUUACGGAAUUCGUCUACCCUGA